Molecule: messenger RNA, 2145 nt
Organism: Adineta ricciae
Lineage: Eukaryota; Metazoa; Rotifera; Eurotatoria; Adinetida; Adinetidae
Source: the annotation of a GenBank genome assembly
AUGAAUGAAAUAAUAAUCCCAGACGACACGAAUAUCAAUACUAAUAGAUUUCUGAUGCUAUGUGAUAAUGUUCAGAAUUGUUUUGCUCUGAUUGACAAUUCGAUGUUUGAAUUACUCGAAAUGAAAGAUCAACUUCUGCUUCAAAGUCUUCCAGCCAAAGUUUUACUACGUAUCACAUUAGUUCUGUCGCGAUUCUAUCGGGCUUACUCUCAAACACAGAUACCUGUCUACGAACUUAUUGAUCUUGUUCAACUGCACAAUGAUUUAUUCAAUCAAAGAUGUCGUCUCUUCAAAAGAUUGUACGAUAGUGAUGAAAUGAAAAAACGCAUGUUGGAUGUUGCUCUACAAAGAAUUACAGCUGGGGAAAAACAUGUCGAAGAACACCGCGAGAAAAAAAUUAUUGACAAUUGGGAGAAAUUGUAUCUUCAUCUUGCUCUACCGCGAUCUUCUGUGCGGAAAUGGAAAUUUCGUCUCGAAACUUUCCAUGAAAAAGCCACACUCGGCUAUGAACAUGUGAUUGACUGGCUUCAUACAGCUGCAUCACGAGCAGUGUCACCCUCACCGGAGCUCUCCGACGACGAAGAAUCAAUUGGUGAACAAAACAUAGACCAAGAAGAUGAUUCAGAUGACAAUGCAAGCAGUGUACCAGAAAUAGAAGAGCCCAAUCAACCGAUUGACUAUAGUCCUGAACAAGAUCAGAUAGAUCACCAUAAUGAUGAAACUGCUCCACAUCAAAGUGCUAGAUCAUCAAAAUACGAGCAUGUUCAGUCAGCUUCACCGAUAGUUAUGGUCGAUAGUGAAGUACAGGCACAACCAGAUUUUGACGAUCAACAGACCUCGACUGAUGAUAAAUUCUCAACGAAAUUAGUUCUCAUGCGUAUCUAUCGACCGAUAGAAAUUAUGCGAACAACAUUUCAAUGUAUUGUUCAUUCACAAGGACAAUCCUAUCCAACAAAAGAAUGGAAAUUCAAUAAAACCAACAAAUCAAUCAGUAAUGCUACGAAAGAAAAUAUCGAAAUCGAUCGACAACAGUACGACGAACUUGUUGUGCCCGUGUCAAACCUAAAGCAGAGAGAUGUCGAUAUAAACAGUAUCAGAAUCGAUGUUCUUGGUGAUAGAAAGCUGUUUGGAUGUGUCGUGUUCUCAUACGAAGAUUUGCAAAUACUUGAUUUGCCUGUUUUAAACAACCAAAUCUUUUCUCCUUUCAUUGCUAUGGAUAAUAAUAAUAAUAUUCCAAGGAAAAAUAUCCGACUUGAUCUAGAUCAACCAUCCAAUGAAGUUUAUCAAGCCUGUCUAUCGAUUCCUCCUCGGACAUUUUCAAUUUACGAUGAUCAACAUGAAUCGGUAGCUGAAUUACCUUUACUCAUGUUCUGGUAUGACAAAAUUGAAAAUACACAAGCAACUAAAUCUACUAUGACCACUUCGAUGGAGGAAAAUCCAAUAUCACAAAUAAGUGUGAUGAAGCAAUCUAAAUCGAUUGAUAAUGAUCGUAUCAAAGCUAUGACAACUACUUAUGAAAAUAAAAUUAUACAAAUUCAUGACGAAUACCAGGCAGAAAUUCAAAGACUAACAGAACUUCUCCACGAGAAGCUAUCACGGCAAUCGAGUCGAAUGAUCGAUGGUGCAAAUAGUAGUGAAAAUAUCUUGGAAACACAUCAUGCAGGAGUGUCAAACAUUUACAUACGACGACAACGGCCCAAAUCAGAAUCGAAAAACAAACACCGUCAGCAAAGAUACUCAUCCGAACGGAACUCAUCAGAUAGUUUUCUCGACCGUAAUGAAAUAUAUUUGCAACAACGUUCAAUGCAUCGAAAUCAAUUAAUGACUAAAGUUUCAAGACAAACAUCUCUAAUUAAUGAACGUCAAAUGGAAAUUCAACAUCGACUCUAUAAAUCUCAGUCUAAUAACGCAUACGAUGAUUUGUGUUUACCUGGUGUGUUUAUGCCAUCACAAUCGAAUCAUGUUUAUAAUCCUCGAGCGUAUCAAUACUUUCAUUCGAUCGGUACAAGAGAACCUCGAUUAACUCAACCUCCAUCGAUUUUCAAACUUCCAGCUGUUCCAUCCGGAUCUAUAUCCAUGCUGAGCCUAUUCGAGUUAACACGAUGCCACAAGACGGAUGAAGAAAAUGAGCCUACCGAUGAAUAA